AUGGAGAACGUGCCGCUCGCGCAGCGCCUCAAGGGCCUCAUACCCGGCGUCGAGGAGCUUGCGGCACGGUGCCAGGAACCACAGGCGAAGCACGAAGGGCUGUGGUGCAACAACUCCAGCGGCGUCAUGACCAUCGCACGGCGCGAGGAGGCCAACGUCCCGGGGGGACUGUACCACGUGUGGCGGAACUCCGCCCGGGUUGUCAAGACCACCGUGGGGUCCUGGGCGUCCACCGCGAGCGACGGACGCAAGGCGGCGUACCUCUUCGUCGACGUCCUGAAGCGCGACCUCUCGAUGCUGCGGCACCCUGCGCUGGCGGCGGUCGGCAGCUCGACGGCACCGGGGGGCGACGUUGACGCGUCCAGCAGCAGCAAAUCGUCCGGGUCCGUCGCGGGAUCGUUCGAUCUCGUGUCACCCACAGGCGUGCUGGACGAAGCGGCGAGCUUGGAGAUUCUGGACGCGAUGCGGGACUGCGAGGUCUUCGUGGAACUGCUCGGGGACAGCGGGUGGCGCGGCGUAGAGCGCGUGUCGCUCCAGUGCGUGCCGUCGUCUCUGCUGCUCACGCCGUGUCUGGUCGAGACCGACAUCUUCGUCGUGCAGGUCGUGGGCAGGAUGCGCGCGACGCUCGUCCCGCCCGCGCACGUCCUCGACCUGUACUUGUACCCGCUGAGACACCCCUACCACGGGUCCUCGAUGGUCGACUGGCGGCAUCCGGACUUCUUCCAGUGGCCGCGCUCGCAGCACGUACGAGGCAUGUCUACUGUGCUGGAGCCUGGUCGGACGCUCUUCGUGCCACGUUCAUGGUACGUGUGUUACGAAACGUUCGCCGCCGACAGCCCCUCCGUGGCCGUGCACAUCAGGCCCAGGGGCGCCGCGGCGCGUCACACCGGCGCCAUGCAAGAUCAACCCGAGCUGGGCGCGCCCGUCAAGGACAGCCGCGUCGCGGAGCUCCUGCACCGCGUGGAGCGCUGGGCGACGGCGCAGGCGUCCCACGAGCGAAGCGCUCGAGAAUUCACGCAGGUUGGCGUGUCAAAGGCCGCGGAGAUUCUCCCGCAGCUCGCCUCGGAGUACUCCCGCCCGCAGCGGAGCUCGCCGCCGCUCACGCCGUCCGCGUCCGACUCGGCGUCGAACUUGAGCGCCGACCACCACGAGCAGCUGUUCGACUGUCUGACGUGGGCGCUGGACGAAGCGGGCUGGGACCGUACGCUCCCGGACAUCGCUGUCGACAUCGCAACCAAACAACUCGCGUCGGGAAACUGGACGGGGUCCCCGUACAGGGGCGGGGGCUCGGACGCGAGGAGGGAGCGAUGA
Messenger RNA from Pedinophyceae sp. YPF-701, 1311 nucleotides. NCBI's taxonomy places the organism in Eukaryota, Viridiplantae, Chlorophyta, Pedinophyceae. The record is from the annotation of a GenBank genome assembly.